Molecule: messenger RNA, 2512 nt
Organism: Siniperca chuatsi (mandarin fish)
Lineage: Eukaryota; Metazoa; Chordata; Actinopteri; Centrarchiformes; Sinipercidae
Product: tripartite motif-containing protein 16-like
Exons: 7
Coding region: 15-1694 (559 amino acids)
Molecular function (GO): zinc ion binding; protein binding
Source: RefSeq, a predicted model, not a curated record
UGAAACUCAUCAACAUGGCGGAGCAGGAGCGCAGCGUGGAUUUGGACCAGAAUCAGUUUUGCUGUUCAGUAUGUCUGGACCUGUUAAAAGAGCCAGUCACCAUUCCCUGUGGACACAGUUACUGUAAAAGCUGUAUUGAGGGAUGCUGGGACCAGAGAGAGGAGAAGGGAACGUACAGCUGCCCUCAGUGCAGGGAGACCUUCAGUCCCAGGCCUGUUCUGAGGAGGAACAACAUGCUGGCUGAGGUUGUUGAGAUGUUAAAGAGAACAAGCACCCAGCAGGCUGCUCCCCCUGCUGCUGUGGCCUGUGCCGGCCCGGAAGAUGUCGCCUGUGAUUUCUGCUGUGGGAAACGAAACAAAGCCACGACGUCUUGCCUGACGUGUUUGGCAUCUUACUGUCCAGCUCACCUCGAGCCUCACUACAGUGUUCCGGUGUUGAAGAAGCACCAGCUGGUCUCGGCUACAAUCCCCCUACAGGAAAAGAUGUGUACAAAGCACAACAAGCUGAUGGAGGUCUACUGCCAGACAGACAAGAAGUGUAUCUGCUAUCUGUGCAUUAUAGAUGAGCAUAAAAGCCACCGUACAGUGUCAGCUGCAGCAGAGAGGGCUGAGAAAGAGGAACAGCUGAUUGAGAAGCAAAUGGAAGUCCAGGAGAGAUUCCAGGAGAGAGAAAAGGAGCUGGAUGAGCUGGUCCAGGCUCUGAAGGAUUUCAAGAGUUGUAGCCAGACUGCAGUGGAGACCAGUGAUGAGAUCUUUGAUGAGCUGAUCUCCUCCAUAAAGAAAAAACACACUUUGGUGAAGGAGCUGAUCAAAGCCCGGGAGAGGACUGCAGUCGCUCAGGCUGAAGAGCUGCAGCUGCAGAUGGAGGAGGAGAUCACCAAGCUGAGGAGGAGAGACACCGAACUGGAACAGCUUUCUCAUGUGGACGACCACAUCCUUUUCAUUCAGACUUUCCAGUCCCUCUCCACCUCCUGUGAAUCUCCAGACUUGCCUUCAGGUCGCGUUGUUCGUCCCCAAAGUUGGUUCAAAACUGUGACUGACUGCUUGUCCAAGCUGAGGGCUGACAUAGAGAGCCUCCUGCAGGUGACGGGGCCCAGGAUCUCUGCCACAGUGUCUACUAUAGAUGUUGUGCUGCCACCUGUGCCAAAGACCAGAGAAGAGUUUUUAAGCUAUUGCUGUCCUCUAACACUGGAUGAGAACUCAGUCCACAGAUACUUGUCCCUUUCACAUGAAUUCCGGCGGGUGAAGAGUGAAUACUACGAAAGAUGUUAUUCUGCUCACUCAGACAGGUUUAUGAAUGUCAGGCAGGUGUUGUGCAGAGAGGGUUUGUCAGAGCGUUGUUACUGGGAGGUGAGUGGCAGUGGUUGUACUUGGUCAGUGGCAGUGUCAUACAAAGACAUCAGCAGAUCAUCGUCACAUGACUCAGAGUAUGGAAAGAAUAACAAGUCGUGGCGUUUAGAGUGCUCCCCAGAUGGUUACUCUUUCCAACACAACAACGGAAGAACAACAGUAUCAGGCCCUCAAUCCUCCAGGAUCGGAGUGUUCCUGGAUUAUAAGGCAGGUACUCUGUCCUUUUAUAGCAUCUCUGACACGAUGACUCUGCUCCACAAAGCACACGCCACCUUCACCCAGCCUCUCUAUCCUGGCCUUGGGCUGAAGGGUGGUGGAUAUGCAGAACUGAUUGACUACUUGUGAUAAAAUGUAUAUUGGGUUAAUGUGUACCACUGUUGAUCAGGCUGUAAUUGGCCCUCCAGCAUAACUGGAUACCAUAUGAUAGAUGAGAGGAUGUGAUUUUACAAGAGUGAAAAUGGUAAAACGAACGUUGAAUCCCACGUGCCCAAAUGUUAAGGUCUUGCUAAGUCAGAGUUUUGUUGUAGAGUUUUUGUGCCAAUUUUCUCUGUAGCUUGUCAAUGCUAACAAGAAAUAUUUUCUAAAUAAUAGCCAGUGUUUUUUUGCAGAAAAUUUGUAAAGAAAUAUGCCUUAAGAGUAUGGCAUAUCUGCAGUUUAGCACUUUGAGUAAGAAAACCUUCGAAAGCCUAUAUAAGUAGUUUCCUUAUUGCUAAACAAUUAAAACAACUAAGGUAAAAGGGUGUAGUGGUGUUAAACAUUUUUUGUUAAAUGGUUGGGAUUUUUUCACUUUGGCUUCCCCAGUUGAAACAAACGUAUUCUUCUUUGGGGUUUCCAGAUAUUUUUUUUUAUUAGGCACCAUGUGGGUCUGAAGGUUUGUCUGAUUUAAAACACGACAUUUGAAAAUGUUUUUUAAAAAACAUGUUCUUUUGAGUGUUAUGGCUCUUAGUUAUUAUGGCCGAUUGCUUUCACUUGUUCAUUUGGAUUGCCAACUGGAAUACUUCUUUGCAUAAAAACGCUGCUCAGAAAUGGUGACACUUCCUGUCAUAUAGAGUGGACAUUUUCUGUUAUUUACAUUCUCCACCACAUUGGAUCAUUUAUAUGCAGAAGAGUAUGUUUUGGUUAUUUUCAGAGGAAAGAAAUGAAUAAAUAAAUACAUACUCACA